Molecule: messenger RNA, 2483 nt
Organism: Choloepus didactylus (southern two-toed sloth)
Lineage: Eukaryota; Metazoa; Chordata; Mammalia; Pilosa; Megalonychidae
Gene: CRIPTO
Product: teratocarcinoma-derived growth factor 1
Exons: 7
Coding region: 1065-1709 (214 amino acids)
Source: RefSeq, a predicted model, not a curated record
GUGACAGGAUACCGGCUCUUGUCUGGGACUCCGCGCAAAUGCCAAAUAAACACUUGCGGUAACAUGUGACAUACCUAAAUCUGGAGGUCAUUCCCAGUGCCUUGGGGUACGAGGGGAUGGGAGAGACCGCGCUGGGCACUGGGGGACUGCGAUGAAAUCCAAGUAAAACCUAUUGGCAAGGCUGAAAUGGCCUCCCAUCCGGAUUGCGGUGUUCACGAGCUUUUUUUGGCGCGGGCCAGGCUCGAGUUUGCAAUCUGCCGUCCUCGCACCCCGACUGCAGACCCUGGGCGGCUGUGCCCCCACCCCCGCCUCCUGCUGCCGGCGAGGGUUGCGCCUCCCGCACAUUCGCCCCUCCCAGCUCGGCUCCUCCCCUGCGCGUGCACCCGGCGCCCGCUCCCGCUCCCUCCAGCCUCCACUGGCAGCUCAGGUCCGCCUGGAAUUGACACCCACACUCCUACGAGGCCUGGAAUCCCGAGGGGGCCCCUCUGGACCCUGAACUUCGCGAGCCAGCAUCCCACGGGCUGCAUCUUAAUUUGCAUGCCUCCUGGUCUUUCUCCCCACGAACCUAACCUCCCGCGGACGGAGAGCUUACCUGUCUCAGCCACCUGAGUAUCCCCACGACGAAGCGUAAGGCUUCUUGGAAAAACAAAGAUGAAAGCAAAUUGCAAGAAAUGAACCCUAGAAAUAAAUUAUCAAACGCCUCGAGAGACGCAUCUUUCCACCGCUCCUCCAACCUGGAGUCACCAACUUGAUAGAGUAAUUGAUUUACCUUUUUUCAAGACCAAAUCUGACAUGUUUUUAACCGUCAAAUAUUGACAGAGACACUCGGACUAGUUAACCACAGUUUUGCAAGACUCCGCCUUUUCCAUUAUCUCGCUUUGUUUCAGCCCCUUGGCGGCCUCUCACCUCGGUCCCGGGACGUUUGGGCUUUGUCCCGGGCGUCGGCCCCCCGCCGACCCCCGCCACCCCCUGCCACCCCAGAGGUUUGUUGUUGAGGAAGGAGAUUCCCCAGGAAGGCCAAGUCCCAGGCUCUAGGUCAGAGCAUUCCUUAGUGCCGAAGAGUGAUGAGCUCCAGUUUCUUGGAUAUCCUGACUCCCAUUUCUCCUAAGACCUUCUGGGGAAAGCGCAUUUCUUAUUGGGGAGCUGUGGACCGCAGGAAGAUGGAGUGCUUUUCUUCAAGUGUGAUUUUGAUCAUGGCCAUUUCCAAAGCAUUAGAACUGGGAUUAGUUGCUGCUCUGGUCCACCAUGAACUUGCACAUCCGUCACAGGGAGACCUGGACUUCAGAGGUGCCGACGCUCGGUCUCAGAAGGAACCUGCAGUUCGUCAUCAGCCUUUCCAGCUUGUGCCGUUCCCAGGAAUCCAGAACACUAAGGAGCUCAACAAAACCUGCUGUCUGAAUGGGGGAACCUGCAUGCUAGGGUCCUUUUGUGCCUGCCCCCCCUACUUCCAUGGACGGAACUGUGAGCGUGACAUGCGCAGAGAGAACUGUGGCUCUGUGCCCCAUGACACCUGGCUCCCCAGGAAGUGUUCCAUGUGCAGAUGCUGGCAAGGCUGGCUUCGCUGCUUUUCUCAAACAUUUCUACCUGGUUGUGAUGGCCACGUGAUGAAUGAGCACCUCACGGCUUCCAGGACUCCAGAUUUGGUGCCAUCUGCAUUUACUACUCUUAUGCUGGCUUGCUUUUGCCUUUCUACACAAAGUUACUAUUAAUCAACAUUUGCCUUUCUCUGCAACAACCUUGUAUACCAUGGAAAUUUCAUGGCUGCCAGCAAGGUCACCACUCUAAUAUCAUACCUGAAAGAUGAUCAUAUAUUAGUUGCCUUCCAAUAAUGAGUACAUUUCCAUAAGAGUUCCUAACACUUCCUUAAAGUACCAGCUACUUCCCUCACUCCACCCCCAGCCUCCCACCAAAAACUACUUUAAAAAAAAGUCAGCCAUAUCUACAUUGUACCCUUGUCCUUUGUUUCUUGAAUCAUGAGCUCUAACCAAUGAGAAGGAAUUCUGAUUAAUAUUUUCUUUUAAACAAUUGAAUUCUGUCUCCAGGUUAUUAAAGUCUAAUCCUAAUGGGGAACGGAGCAUAAAGUUUUUAGUAGAGUCAAUAAAAGUCAAUAAAGACAGAAUCUUUAAAAGAAACAGAAGGAAAGUGUUUUAAAGUGGAGGAGAGAGAUGCUAGAGGUGAGGGGACAGGAGUGCUGGGGUGAUGGAAGGAUGCCUGCAAACCAGAGGUGGGGAAGAAAGAGGAAGUAAAUGGAGAGACAGUGGAGAAAGGAAAGUGGGUUACUUGCAUGAUGGUUAGAUGGAUGUAUAGAAGCAAGUUAAGAAACUAAAUUGAAGAGCAAAUUUCUAUCACCUCUAGAAAACCUCCUAAGUCAGGAAAGUCCCUCUUUCCCAAGGCAUUGUAUGCUGGAGAAAAUCUUCAAAAAAAAAAUAUAUACAUCUAAAUUUCCUCCAACAAGAUUGGUUAAUAAAUUGUUUUCUCUAUAA